Molecule: messenger RNA, 4182 nt
Organism: Moneuplotes crassus
Lineage: Eukaryota; Ciliophora; Spirotrichea; Euplotida; Euplotidae
Source: the annotation of a GenBank genome assembly
AUGAGUCAGAUAUUCAACUUUAGGAACUCACAAAAGGACACAUACGAAGUCAAUGGAAGACAUAAAAGCAAAAGAUCUCAAAAAACAACUAGCAACUCCCAAUCCAGCUUAAAUGCUUUCAUGACAAAAUAUACUGAAAGAGAGAAGAACAAGAAAAAUGUUUCUAAUGCAAUCACACUUUCAGAUGAUGAAGGUAGCAAGAAAAGAAAAGGAUCAUCUAUCACUCAGUUUCUGACUCGCGGAUCACAAGGAAAUAAGUCGGAUUGUGAGAAAAGUAAAAACCUUGGUUCUAGUGCAUUUGAUUCACAACACAGUACUGCUAAUACAGUUGAUAAAUCAGAAGUUGAUGAUGAAGGACCUACAAAUGACAUUGAUUACUACCAGUAUGCUUCCAUGAGAAGAGCAAGUGAAAGUCCAGACCAAAACAACCCAUCUGGCUCGAACUUCAACCCUUCACUCAAAGGUCAGAAGCGGAAGUUCAACAAAGGAGGCUACCUUGUCAGUGGCAGAAGGAAAACACACUUGUUUAGGUUUCCAAUGGUCAUUGAGACAAACCUUGUGUGAAGACAUCUCUUCAUGGAGAACGAGAGGUAUCUCACUUCCAACGUUGCGUUUAAGACUGUCCUAGAGCGAGACAAAGACAACAGACAUGACCGUAAUGCCAUAUUGGUUGCUGUUGUGCAGCAGUUAGGGAAUCUCCAAGAGAAAAAGCACUACUUCGGAUAUGUUCCCAAGGAUAUUGGAUACCACUUGGCUCCGAUCAUGGACUUGAACAGAGACUACUACACUUUCAACGCUCAGGCUGAUUUGCGUUCGAACAAGCUGACUAUCAGCAUUGACUUGGAAUCCAAGAUCUUGAGAGGACACAGAGAGUAUGAUGUGAAGACAGGGUCUUAUGCAAUCAAAGACCUCCCAGGGAUGCCCAAGAAGUUGAAGACAUCAUUUAUGGCAUUGAACAAACAAAACAAAAACUCAGACACAGGAAGUGAAUACAAGUGAGAAGACUCUGAAGAUUCAGAUGGACCAAACGAGGCAGAUCUUCCAAAAAGCAUUGCUGAUAUUUCUACUCCUGAUUUGAAAUGGCUCGGAGUUGAUGAAAGCGACAUUAAGAAGGAUCUGAAAGAGGAGGAUGAUAGAUAUGUUAGAAACUUCAACCUUGUACUUGAAACUAUCAAAGGUUAUGAUUUCUUGUUCAAUCAAAACGAACUUGAAAUCAUCAAACGAUACAAAAGUUUAGGAUCCCUUGCUAAAAGCAUUUAUGUCAGAAUUUACUUUGAUAAUAAACAUUGGUGGAGCUCACUUGAACUAUUCAAAUUCAACAAGAACAAGCAAGCUGUCAUGAUGGCAAUUGGAGAGUUGAAAAGGAAUGUAUUUAUAAGAGACUUCAAUGAAGUUGUAGAAAAGUUAGACUAUGAGAGGAUAUCCGAUGCAAUACAAAGUCUUACUCCAAAUCAACUCAAGCAAUUUGAUGACGAAGUGAACCGAGCACUAAGAACAGCUCCAAAAGUUGAUCUUGGUUUAGAUGAAACUCAGCAUAAUCCAUUUUAUCAAUUCAAGCAUGCUGCUGAAGGAAGUUUAAAAUCAUUGGCUGUAAGUGUGAGCAAGAAAUUUAGUGAGUGAAUAAGAGCAAUUGUUGAAGACUGCAAAAAGGAACGCAGAAAAGUCCUCCCAUUUCCCAAUUUUUCUUAUUCAACAAAGCCAGACAUUAUUUCCAAGAUUCUUGGUAAAAUUCACUACAUGGAAGAGUCUGGACAGAAAAUACUUAAAAAGAAAGAUGUUGUCAAGAACACUAACCUCCACCAGUUCUUUAAGAUGAAGGAUGAAACCCCCAAAGACGAAGCCUCCAAGAUGGAUCAAAGAGUCAAGCUCAGAGGUGAAGUGUGCAGAGCGUUCUUCAAUGCCAACGAAGGAGCAGGCAUUUCAUGCAAUGAAGUCAUCAAGGGGUUUUUCCAGAGAUGUCUGAGACUCUUUUUCUUCUACAGCUCAGAUGACACCUACGAACAGCUGAUGCUGAACGACUACGGAUUCUACACAUUUGUGAGGAACAGGAACUAUCUGAUGAACAAGGACGAAAACUUAUACUACCUCAAACCCAUUUUUGAAAAGAGGCAGCAGUGGAUAGACUUUGAUGAUGCAGCUCUUUUGAAAAUAUGUAUCGAAGAUAUGCUAAAAAUGAGAAUAAGAAGAAAGGAUUUAGUCGCUGAUGUGAUAGAGCAUGUGUGAAAAUAUUUGUUAGAGCAGUUUGAUGUCCAAUAUGACGAUACAAACAAAGGUCUUGUUUUAGGAGCUAAAUUAAAUGAUUUGUUUGAAACUUGGAAAAAUAAAAUCAAUGAAAUUGAAGAAGUAAUCAGUGAGCAUCAAAGACAAAUGUUAGAAAAGGAGAAGAUUGAGCAAGAGAGACUUGAUAAAUUCGCAUCAAAUUCUCAAGAAGAAAAAUUGUCUCAAGAUGAAUCUCAGCAAGCAAAUUUUGAACUCUCUCAAAGGACAGAUGACAUUCCUGUUGAAGAAAGCCCAUCAAAUUUCAAACCUUUCAAAUUAGAUAACCCAGUCUUUGGAGACACCACCUAUGAUGACCUUGAACUUCAGAAGAAAGAACAAGAACUAGAAGAGCUACUUGAAGAUCGUCAAUCACAAGAGCUUGAAGAAAAUAACAUGACAAGAGACUUCAGAGGUAGAAGAAUUCCAAAGUUCCUUGAGAGAUUCCGUAAAAAGCACAUGUACACCAUGAUAAUGGCUGAUUUCUUUAAAUGUCUUGAGAAAGGGAAAAGGUAUGAUGUCUGUCUUAUUGUCAUGUCUCAAAUCUUACUCUCUGACAAACUAGAAGAUAGAAGAGGAUAUUGGUGGCUCAGGUUUACUAUGAAUCUAAAACAUCUGAAAUGGAAACAAGAAGCAUUUGAUGCAUGAGAAAUAGCUUUAAAAGACCCCGAAACCAGAACUGCCAACAGAAACAGAAUUCUUAAAAUCAGACUCAAGGCAUUUGAAGAUCUUCACAAGAAAAAGAAGCCUAAAGGCAAAGGUAGAAAGAGAGGUAGAAAACUUGCUGGAACAGGCUCUAUCAAUAGUUCUCAGGCAUCAACAAAGAGCGGCACUAAAGCCAACAAGAGAACCAACAAAACCCAACAGAAGUACAAAAAUGCUGAGAGGCCUGACUUCAUCGGAGAUGACAUUCUUGGUGACCUCGACAACGACUGAGACGACGAGAAAGAAAUGGACCAGUAUCUCAACGACAUUGAAAAGCAACGACAAGACUUCAGCAAGCUCAAGUCCAAACUUGACAAAGCCUUCAAGGGUGAACGAGAUGGGACUGAUGAAGGGUCAGAACUGCAAUCUCAGAGCAGCUUCAUGACAGACUGUUCACUGCUUUACAACAAUGACUAUGACGACCGUGACCCUUCUGAGAUCCUUAUCGAACAAGAACGCAAGAAAACACUCGACUUGCUGAUCAAGUCAUCUGAUGUGUUCUAUGACAAAGAUUAUUACUCUGAGCGCCAUAUCCGAGGAAGACGAGCUUACACCGGCCAGCAGCUCAGGAUCGUGUACAUGGACUCGGAAGGCACUGAAUUCGUGACUGUUGAAAACCUUGCGCUCAAGUUCUAUGGCAAGCAAGGUUGGUAUGGCUUGCAUGUUGAAAACACUUUGUUCAAGACAUUCUAUGGGCUGUUGUUCUGGGACCAGAUUUACUUUGAGAAAGUGCCUUAUGUGUACCAGACUCCAUACCACUUUGGACCGCUUGACUUUGGACUGAGAGAGUUCUAUCAGUCACGUAAAAGCAUCUUUGACGACAGACUAAAAAUAAUCGAGAACAUCAAGGCAGAAGAUUUGAGGAAAGAAAUUGAAGAUUCUUACGAUAGACACUUGCACACUCACAAUGUGCUGAUCAACUGGGACUCAGUCAAACUGACCAGAGAGAGGCUAGCCAGUGUCAGUGUGUGAUUAGGAGGCAAAAUCAUAGCUAAAAUUGUGAAACGCUAUCUUGACGAUUUUAAAACUUGGAGAAUAGGAAUGCCUGACCUUGUUCUUUGGAAAGACGAAACCAGAGAGUCUAUGUUCGUAGAAGUAAAAUCAGAAACAGACACAGUGGCAGAGCAUCAGAAAUGAUGGAUCUCAUUCUUGACCCAAUGCAAACAGAAAGUUGAAGUAUGUUAUGUUAAUGACAAAGUAGACGGAGUAGAUGUUUUCUAA